UUCAAAAGUCUGUAUCCGAGUUCAGCGGAGAAACAAUCGCGGUGACUUGGCGGUGUGGUGCAUCUUCUCUGCUGCUCGUUCUGGUUCUGGCUGGCGCUCCUGUUAGCUCGCAACGAGGAGACUGAAGUGACAUUUACGUUAAUUAAUUCAUCCACAACAACAAUGGCAGCACAUGAAUUUAAUUUCUUGCUGGCAACCGAUUCCUACAAGAUCACACACUACAACCAGUAUCCGCCAAAUGUCACCAACAUCUACUCCUACUUUGAAUGCAGACGCAAGAAAGGCUCCCAGUUCAAUGAAGUGGUGUUCUUCGGCCUUCAGUAUCUGUUGAAGAAGUACCUCAUAGGCCAGGUGGUCACAGAGCAAAAGAUACAGGAAGCCAAGCUCUUCUACCAGAUGCACUUCAAACAGGCUGUGUUCAAUGAGGAAAGCUGGAGGAAGAUCCUCGAGAAACAUGAUGGCCGUCUUCCUAUCCGAAUCAAAGCCGUCCCCGAGGGAAGGAUUAUACCCAGAGGCAACGUGCUCUUUACUGUGGAAAACACUGAUCCUGACUUCUACUGGCUCACCAACUACAUUGAGACCAUGCUGGUCCAGAUGUGGUAUCCCAUCACUGUAGCCACCAUAUCCAGGGAGUUUAAGAAGAUCCUAGCCAAGCACCUGAAGGCCACCUCUGGGAGCCUGGAAGGUCUGGACCUGAAACUGCACGACUUUGGCUACAGAGGAGUCUCCUCACAAGAGUCGGCAGCAUUAGGCGGAGCAGCUCACCUGGUUAAUUUCUGCAGCACGGACACAGUAGCUGGGCUGCUGAUGGCUCAGCGAUACUAUGGUUGCCCGAUGGCUGGCUUCUCCGUCCCAGCAGCAGAGCACAGUACCAUCAUCUCCUGGGGAAGGAGCAGGGAGAAGGAGGCGUUUGAACAAGUCCUUGAGCAGUUCCCCUCUGGGCCCGUGUCGGUGGUCAGCGACAGCUACGACAUCUUUAACGCCUGUAAGAACAUCUGGGGAGACAAGCUGAAGGAGCGAGUCAUGGAGCGCGGCCAGGACUCGUGUCUGAUCAUCCGGCCGGACUCUGGAGACCCCGCAGAGACUCUGAUUGAGAUCAUCAAGAUUUUGGAGGAGUGUUUUGGCUCUUCUCUGAACUCCAUGGGAUACAAGGUUCUGCCCCCUUACCUGCGACUCAUUCAAGGAGACGGCAUUGACCUCAGCUCAGUGGAUGAGAUUCUUCGGAAGCUGGAGGAUGAAGGCUGGAGUGCUGAGAACUUCUUCUUUGGGUGCGGCAGCGCUUUGCUGCAGAAACUCAACAGAGACACCCUCAACUGUGCCUUCAAGUGCAGCUACGUGGAGAGUAAUGGCAAGGGGGUGGACGUGUACAAGCUGCCGGUGACCGACCCGUCCAAAGGGUCAAAGAGGGGUCGAUUAUCUCUGAGGAGAAACACUGAUGGCUUAUUGGAGACGAUAGAGAGCGGGGCAGGCAAGCCUGAGGAGGACCUGCUGGUGACUGUUUUCGAGAAUGGCAGCCUUGUCCAGGACUACUCCCUGGAGGAGAUCAGGAAUAACGCUCGCCUGAAUGACGAGGAGGUGAACCCCACCCUGCACAACCAUGAGCAGGAGCUGCUGCACAAUCGCAUCAUUAAUGGGGUUCAUUAAAGCAACCACAAAGCCUCGCACAAUGCAAACAACACUUCAGUUUUAUACUAGGAGGAAAGGCUCUCGGGUAUAAGUCUAAACCUAUUGAAUAUAUUAGUCUGAACAUAUUAAAGGGGAGAGAAAUGCUAUUUUUUUAUAACCUAAACAAAAAAAUGAAGAGUUUUAUCAUUCGAAGUAAUCAUCAGGGAUGGGUUACACUUGCUAGUGCUUGUAUACAAUAUUGAAUUUAAGGUCAUGUCCAGCUCAAACAUUACUUUCAUAAAGACUUCAACUUCAUUGUCAAUCAGCUUUUUAAGAGAAACAUAUCUCCUCCUGGAGUUGCCAUGUGAAACAAAAAGUCAACAUUGACGUAUUUUUAUUCAUCAGCAUAUGAAAUAACAUUAACUUGUUAUUCUAUGCCAAACCAUGAUGUGUGUCACCAAGUCAUUUUGUUUCGCUUUGUUUCAAUUUACAACAUCAAUGUUUAAGACUGGGGAGAAAAUUAGUUUCCCUUGUAACCGAGGUACGAAAGCAGUUUAUUUAGUAGGAUACAGGGUUUCAUUGUCGGCAGACUAAUAUAUUGCUGCAGCCCAGCCCCAUGUUCUGCCUUUUUUUACUUUGUUUCGUGUAAGAAACACAAUCCGUAGAAAUGUACAAAUGAAGACAUAACACUGACCAGGAGUACAGAAGGAGCCCAUUGCUCUGCAACAGUUUGGACAAUAAGUAAGCCAUACCUGUACUUUGAAGCUCUUGUUUCAUAAUCAAAUUCACUUUUCUUGACUGAUUUGGUCGACGCCCUCUCUAUCGCAAGCUAAUCACGUGCCCUCUGGCUCUCGAGCUAGCAAGCUCAACAACUGCUACCAAAUGUAGCCAGAGCAGCAACAAUGCUAACGUUGCAAUAAGUCAGAAAAACACAGGCGGCUGUAGAUUAACAGUCACUAACCCUAAAGCUUAGCUUGGAUGCUACCUAGCUAGCAUUGUUGUUGCAGGUGCUGACCAUUGAUGUCGCUAACUGACUAAUUCUGAGACUCCUUUCUUAAGUGAUAGUGGUCAUGUGAUUGGCUGAAAGGUGAGCCGGAGCUACGUUAUUAGUUAGAAUAUUUUUGUAAUUGACAUAAAUCGUUGCAAAUUACAAACCGUUAAUGUGAUGAUGCUUUUGUUUUUAACAUCAAGAAAGGUGGCAUUUCAUUUUUUAAGUCUACACACUUUGCUUGUGCAGAUAAGCCUUGGUAGAAAGACGGAACAUUAAAGGUACUAAAUUCUGAGCGUGGCUACAUUUGAGGGAUUACCUCCAAACAGCUCAACAUGGCAAACAGAAUAGUUGUUGUUUUUAUCGUCUUCUCCAAAAAAUAAAUGAAAAAAACGACAGACUCUAUUGGUCAGAGGCCUGAUCAGUAAAAUACUGGACCUCAAAUGCAAAAGGAUUGCUGUGACAACAUUUAUAUCACAGUAUGUUGGCAACCUUUCCCCUUAAAUAUAUUUUUUCAUCUGUGUUGCAUGAAGGAAAUAAUUGAAAGGAUUUACAGACUCUAAUAUCAGUCUGUAGCGUUAGUUAAAGCUAUUUUCUCACUCAUACAUAGCCAUUAAACAGAAAAUAUAAAGCAAUCGAAUAAGACCGUGAGAUGGCUUGUGGUGUAACGUUACCAUAACAGCGGUGCAGAAAUAUUUUUUCAUCACAUGGGAAAUAAAUAAAUAAACAUUAAGUAAAUCUAUUUUAUACUAUCAGAAUAUUGUCCUGAUAUAUCGUGCUUUGGUGGGGCCAAAAAGUAAACGGUACAUGGUGCUAUUUUGACAAAGUAAAACAUAAAUACUUCCACACUGAUUUCCGGGGGUGUACACGGUUUGAUCGUGCUCAUCCAUACCGACAACAAGUCGCCGCACAUUAUGCAAAUCAACAUAUUUUUGUAAUCUAUGCCAUUGAUCAUGCUGAAGAAUUGUCCCUGUCCUAACUAACGGGCACGUACUGCCGGCCUGGCUUUGGUAAACAAAGGACAGAGAAGCUUGUAUCACAGCACACAGAGGGAGGGCUUUCUUUCUCUACUCAGGUAGACAUUACACCACUGUGUCUUCAUAGAGACACAUGUGGUUUCAUGCUGUACUAAUGCUCAUAAUUUCACAACAUGGCACCUUUUUUAAACUUUAUUUAAUUGAUUGCAGAUUUGUUAUUGUGCCCUGCUAAAAUGAGUGCAUUCUGAAACGAUCUACUGGAUGUCAGAUAGAAUUUAGAAUCGCAGUAUUAAAGAUAUUGGAUCUCGAUCUGUGGGACAGGUCCUGGUUAAGAGGAGGUUUACUUUGAGGUCAGCUUUGAUUGGCUGGCUGGUGAACCAUAGUUGACUUAUGGGCUUUCAAGGAAACAUUCACUAAUAUUCUCCAUCACAUCAUUAGGUAUUUCAGAACUAACCUUCCUUGUUUAGUUAGUAUUUUAUUUUCAUUCCAAAUCACUGGGUCGGGACCUGCAAGUGGGUCGCAGGAGGUUCUAUUUGAGUCGCCAAUUGGCAGAAUGCAACAAUGUCCACAGUGCCUGUUUGAGCCUCAUGAGGGAGCCAUAGUUUUUGAAUAGCUCAGAUAAUUGUCAUCUACUGAUGGCCUUUCAUAUUUGAUUCAAAAUUAACGUUCAUUGCGAUUGCUUAGCUGAUGGGAGGAAAUUCAAAAUGAUUCUGUUUACUAAACUAACUAAAUGCAUUUAUUUCACACGCUUCUAUAAAUCAUAUUUGUGAUUUAUCAGACAUGUACCUCAACUAAAUGGCUGGUUUACUUUUUCUAAAAAUAUAAGGUGAUGUUGAAAUAGCAUUAACGAUGGUUGGGGACCUCAGUAAAGAAGUGUAUCAUGUGACUACCUGCCUUAAGCAACUUGCUGUAUAAUGUCGAAUAAAAUUGGAAUUGGAUUGUUUGUUUUUGGCAGGUAGCAAUGUAAUGCUGCCGGCUUUUAUCACAACAGAUAGAAGUGACCGAUGUAAAGUCCAGCUAGAAUAUCUAUGCAUUCAACACAUGACUCCAAAGAUACUGCUUGUAUUUUAUUUGUUUCAUUCUCUGCUCUUUAGGGACAGUUCUUCAUCAUUUAUGAUCCUUCUCAAUUUCUUGUUAGGCCCAAUAUUUCCUCUUAACAUGUUUCUUUUCAAUAAUCACUGGUAUGUUUUGUUUCAGACUGCUUGCGUUCGAUUUUCUUGCUGAUGACCUACAGACUUAUUGGGAUUACCUGCUGUGUAGCAUCAGCACACAUUUAUUUAAUUGUAUUUUGUAAAUAUGCUUUUGAAAAUGAUUCGCUUUGUAACUUAUCUUUAUCUUUUAAUAUGUUCUGAAUCUUUAAUUGCAUUUGUUUUUAAGAACCAACCUUUUUGUAAGAUUAAAACAACAGUAACACAAUCAAA
Molecule: messenger RNA, 4991 nt
Organism: Pseudoliparis swirei
Lineage: Eukaryota; Metazoa; Chordata; Actinopteri; Perciformes; Liparidae
Gene: nampt2
Product: nicotinamide phosphoribosyltransferase 2
Exons: 11
Coding region: 163-1644 (493 amino acids)
Biological process (GO): NAD+ biosynthetic process
Molecular function (GO): nicotinamide phosphoribosyltransferase activity
Source: RefSeq, a predicted model, not a curated record